ACCGAUAGCACUACAGUAACACUCUCCAGGGCAAAUACAAAAUGACUAGACGUUGGAACAAGAGUAUGGGAAUGUGCUUACCGUGCCUUGGAGGAGCUCCAGACGACGUCGUGGUGACUCCUGAUCCAGAGAUGAGACGACGGCAAUUAGCAGAAGCAGCAGAGAAGAGGCAGAAGGAGACAACCUAUAGGGGGGUCAAAAACCCAGAAGGAGUUGAGAGAAAGAAAAAGAAACAGGAAGAAAUUGAGAAACAGGCGAUGAACACUUCCAGUUCCGGGGGUGGAGGGCUAAAGUGGCAGGUGGGCUGAGGACAUUAAUGGAGAAGACCUUGAAGUCUGCAAGUACACUAAGGGUGGUUCAACAUGCAGCAUUGCUACCAGUCGACUUGAAUAAACCUUUGAGAAGCUAUCUGUUCUGAACCUUUCAUAGGCACAUGCUUAGAAAAGUGUUUGCCCGUCUCUUACGGAAAGAACCUUCUUGCCUGAUAUUCUAGGUGACAUUUUGGGACUUGACUAACUAAUGCCAAGACACAAGCCAAUCAGUUGAACAGUGAAACACCCAGGGCACAUACCCUUGCUUUGGAAAUCUUUCUUACACAUCCAUAAACAGAAGCAGUUAGCUUGCUUGUCAAAGUAAACACUACAGCUUUUAUACCACAGUGCUUUUGUAAUUUUCAUACUACAAUUUUAGUAAUAUUUGCAUCAGUUUGCAUAUUUAUAUUUUACUUUUAAAAUGUAUAAGCUAUGAAGAAUAUUCAACGACCGUGGUCCGAAUACAACAUUUUAAUUGUAAAUUGCUGAAAAGUAAUGUUUACAGUUGCAUCUCACUGCUUGUUUUGACAUGUGACCUUCCCAAUAUAAUACACCUUUUGCUUUAGUGUUUUGGUUUUCUUAUGAUUGUGCAAUAUUAGUUAUAUAUUUAGUUUAUCAGUAUUAAAAUCUUGUAUGAAGCAUAUGCCUGCUUCAUUUGAUUGAGGGUGAAGUUGUAACUGUGGAAUACCAGGUUAACCCUUGUGUUAUCUUCGGGUCAUUCUGACCCAUCAGUCAUUGUGACCCACCGUCGUAUUGCGACAACUUUACCGCAUACAAAAACAAAGUGAAGCAUUUUCAUUUAACCGUCGGGUUGUCUCAGACCCCCCACAUUGCAAAGGUUAAAAGAAAAUUAUUUUUAUUUGUUUUUGUAUUGGGUAAAAUUGGGUAAACACAACGAUGGUUCGUUAUGAACCUUUGGGUCAUGUGACCCGAAGGCAGCACAAGGGUUAAGACCAAAUAUUUGCUGGUGCAUGGUUGGUGGUGAUGGCAACACUUGUGCAGUGAUGGUAAUGGAUUGAGAUUGCCUCCAGUAAGACGCUGCUGAAAUGGAAGGAAAACAUUUCUGAAACGUUGUGUGCACUUGAAUUAUCUUGUACCUUCCUUGAGUGCUUUUCCUCUUAAACUUAAUCUCCUGAUGCUUAAGGUGCUUCUGCUGUUUGCAAGGCAGGAAGUCAACCCAUUGUAAUUUGUUUAAAUAAAUUAAAUUGCAGUCCGAAUUACAUUCA
Molecule: messenger RNA, 1537 nt
Organism: Osmerus eperlanus (European smelt)
Lineage: Eukaryota; Metazoa; Chordata; Actinopteri; Osmeriformes; Osmeridae
Gene: svip
Product: small VCP interacting protein
Exons: 5
Coding region: 42-308 (88 amino acids)
Biological process (GO): positive regulation of autophagy; negative regulation of VCP-NPL4-UFD1 AAA ATPase complex assembly; negative regulation of retrograde protein transport, ER to cytosol
Cellular component (GO): endoplasmic reticulum membrane
Source: RefSeq, a predicted model, not a curated record